AAACGAGAAUGAAAAAUACACAGAAAUAAAUGGUGGAAUCUCAAUGAUUUCGUCUAUUUUUUUUCUUUCAAAAUUAGGUCAAAGAUGAACUUUUUUUUUCGAGGAGAAUCCAAACAAAUAAUUCCCACCCAAUUUUGAUCGUUUCAAAAUUCCAGCACUUUGUUCAUGGAGAAUAAAAUCAAAAUUAAGCGUAAAUUCAUUCUUGCCUGACAAUCAAUAUAUAUAUAUAGUUAUACGUAGCAGUCAUUUUCCCUCCUGUUGGUUAUACACACUUUUCUCUUUACCAGGGGAAGGAAAAAGGGGGAAAAGAUCAUAUAAAAACUGAGCUGAUGGAUAUGGUUCCAAUCAAGAAACUGCAGUGGCUCUCAUUUCAUCUCCUGAGGUGUGGAUGCUAAUGGUAUUGUCGUGUUGAUGGAAUUUAGAGGUGGUGGACUUAUGGUAUAUGACUUAACAGGAGCAAUCAGUGCUUCAUUUUUCAAGGGAUACAGCAAGCUUAGCAACAAAGAAAAGCUCGAAUGGAACAAUAGGGGGUUCUCCACUUUCCACUCCGUUGUCGUAGCUGCUGGUUCUCUAUAUCUGCUUCUGUUUUCAGAUCUCUUUAUCGAUAGUGAAGAUGUGUUAUUUAUCAACAAGUCCUCGACUCUGUCAGAAACCAUAAUGGGGGUAUCAAUUGGCUACUUUCUGUCUGACCUGGCAAUGAUUAUUUAUAAUUAUCCAGCUUUAGGUGGAAUUGAGUAUAUCCUACAUCAUGGGCUAUCCAUGUUUUCCAUCGUUCAGUCCCUCUUGAGUGGUCAAGCACAAUUUUACAUAUUCAUUGUUCUGUUUACGGAAAUCACUACCCCGUUUGUUAAUUUAAGAUGGCGUCUUGAUGCUGCCGGACUGAAGAAUUCAAAACUCUACAUUUACAAUGGUGUGGCGUUGUUCAUUGGGUGGUUGGUUGCAAGGAUCAUUUUGUUUGUGUUCCUAUUCUUCCACAUGUUUGUCCAUUUUGAUCAGGUGAAGAAAGUCUACUGGUUGGGGUUCUACAGCUUGAUUGCAAUACCUCCAGUGCUGUCACUGAUGAACUUGUUCUGGUUCUGGAAAAUUGCGAGAGGUAUGAUAAAAACCUUGAGAAAGUCGAAACAGACCUAAAAUAGUGAUAAAACUAUCUAGGAUGUAAAUUCUUUCGAGCUGGCCCUGUUGAGACUGCGGUUUAUAGGAUCUAUACGCUAGCAACCAACUGUAAAGUCGCCCCCCUCCUCUCCAUCCGAGCUAUAGCCCACAAAAUAUGCGAGGCUCGGACCCUUUUCUUGAUGAAAGCUUUGUACAGAGGGAUGGUUCUGUGUUCUUAUGAAAGUUUGCUGCUUUUGCCAGCGUCACUUGAACAUUGUCUGUGCCAUUAUGUUAAAUUCCUGAUCUGUUUUGUGGUAUUUGGUUGAAUCCGUGUCAUAUUAAAAUUGAAAAUUGAUGGAUCUUUCUU
Molecule: messenger RNA, 1459 nt
Organism: Salvia splendens (bonfire salvia)
Lineage: Eukaryota; Viridiplantae; Streptophyta; Magnoliopsida; Lamiales; Lamiaceae
Product: TLC domain-containing protein 4
Exons: 10
Coding region: 412-1131 (239 amino acids)
Biological process (GO): lipid homeostasis
Cellular component (GO): endoplasmic reticulum; membrane
Source: RefSeq, a predicted model, not a curated record